CUGCGUCCGGGGAACAUGGCGGCGGCGGCGGCGCGGGGCUGGUGGCGAGGCCUCGUGGGGGCCACGGCGCUGGCCCGGGGGGCCCGGCGACCCUCCGCACUGUCGCUGCCUGUGAGGACAGCGAGCGGCCAGGCCGACACGCGCCCCACUGUCAGGCCACGGAACGACGUGGCCAACAAGCAACUCGCGGCUUUCGGAGAGUAUGUGGCUGAAAUCCUGCCCAAGUAUGUGCAGCAAGUUCAGGUGUCCUGCUUCGAUGAGUUAGAGAUCUGCAUCCACCCUGAUGGCAUCAUCCAGGUGCUGACUUUCCUCAGGGAUCACACCAACGCACAAUUCAAAUCCUUGGCCGACUUAACAGCAGUGGACAUCCCAACCCGGCAAAACCGUUUUGAGAUUGUCUACAAUCUGCUGUCUCUGCGUUUUAACUCACGGAUCCGGGUGAAGACCUACACAGAUGAGCUGACCCCCAUUGAGUCCGUUGUCUCUGUGCACAAGGCCGCCAACUGGUAUGAGAGGGAGAUCUGGGACAUGUUUGGAGUCUUCUUUGCCAACCACCCUGACCUGAGAAGGAUCCUGACAGACUAUGGCUUUGAGGGACAUCCUUUCCGGAAAGACUUCCCCUUAUCUGGCUACGUUGAGCUACGCUACGAUGAUGAAGUGAAGCGGGUGGUGGCUGAGCCGGUGGAGUUGGCCCAGGAGUUCCGAAAGUUCGACCUGAACAGUCCCUGGGAGGCUUUCCCUGCCUAUCGCCAGCCCCCGGAGAGUCUCAAGCUUGAGGCUGGAGACAAAAAACCCGAAGCCAAGUAGCUCCAGGGAAGGCAUGUGGAUCCUAGAAAUCGUCCCAUCUAUGAUUAUCCAUGUAAAUAAAGUCCUUUGUGACUCACUGUG
Echinops telfairi (small Madagascar hedgehog) is the source of this 888-nucleotide messenger RNA. It is a transcript of the gene NDUFS3, whose product is annotated as NADH:ubiquinone oxidoreductase core subunit S3. Gene Ontology annotation, molecular function: NADH dehydrogenase (ubiquinone) activity. Bases 16 to 807 code for a protein of 263 amino acids. NCBI's taxonomy places the organism in Eukaryota, Metazoa, Chordata, Mammalia, Afrosoricida, Tenrecidae. The record is from RefSeq and is a predicted model, not a curated record. The transcript has 7 exons.